Schistocerca serialis cubense is the source of this 1972-nucleotide messenger RNA. Its product is annotated as cleft lip and palate transmembrane protein 1-like protein. Lineage: Eukaryota; Metazoa; Arthropoda; Insecta; Orthoptera; Acrididae. The transcript is spliced from 11 exons. The record is from RefSeq and is a predicted model, not a curated record. Gene Ontology annotation, cellular component: endomembrane system; membrane. The coding region runs from base 115 to 1707 and encodes 530 amino acids.
AAGUGUAGCACGCAUACAUCUGCGACAGAGUGUUGUAAACUUUCAAUGACGCUAGUGAAUGACAGCGAUACCAAAACUGUAACAUCCUAGUUUUUCCGUACCAGAGGAGCUAAUAUGCGUUGGCCAUCGUUUUCACUUAUACUAUCUGGUGUUUUCCUGGGAUAUAUUUCAUAUUCAGUGUGGUCAUUAGCGCAGUUGUUUGUGCCACCGGCAUGUGGUAAAGGCGAACGUUGCAUUCCGUCAUUUCUAAGAAGUAAACCUAAAUUACAUCUGGCAUUGUUCACAUCAGUGAAACCUCACCCAAGUUUAAAAGAUGUGAAAUUCGUUGAAUCAUGGCGUGACUUCAAUUACACUUUUCCAAAGGCAAAGGAAUUGAAUUUAACCAUACCAUUGAGCACUCGGCAGAAUGGAUCUAUGUACCUGCAUCUGCUGCUAACUCAAGAAAAAGAACAUGAUAAUUUUUUUAAGUUACACCAGACUCCAACAACAGUCUACACAAAAAUUCGACUAACACAGUAUCAUGUGCCUGAAGCAGCGACAUUUCAGCUUCUAGGGAGUAAGGAAAACAAGAUUGACGAAAACAUCAGUGGAAAAUCUAUUAGACCUGUGGCUCAUCUAAAAUCAAGAAUAACAUUUAAUAUAUUAACUGAUGACAUCAAAUUUCCUGUGAAGAACUUGCCACCGGAAAUUGCACAGCUUCUAGUUUUGAACUCUCGGGGAGAAUUCCUUCCAAUAAUUCAGUAUGAUUUCCUCAACAAUCGCUUACGUGAUCUAGUUGUCAUCGGCAAGAAUGAUACUAUUAUGAUGACUACACUAGCAUAUGCUCCUGUAUCUACUGGAAAACUGAGAGUGAUGCAGCACAUUGAAACUGCUUUACGGUCAUUAAUGUCUUUUGGUUUUAAUGAAAAGGAUGUAGAUGAGGUAAAAGGAAUAUUUGCCGAUACAAAUAUGUACCUUCUCUGCAUUACUGUGUUUGUGGCUGCUGUUCAUCUGUUGUUUGACUUUUUAGCUUUCAAAAAUGAUGUCACAUUUUGGCGCCACAAACAAAACUUUGCUGGCUUGUCAGUUAGAACAGUAGUUUGGCGAGCUUUCAGCCACAUUAUUGUGUUCCUAUACAUGAUGGAUGAAAAGACAUCAUUACUAGUCCUGAUUCCUUCUGGCAUUGCAACAGUAAUUGAGCUAUGGAAAGCACAGAAGGUUAUUUAUGUGGAAGUAACAUUUAGUCAGUUACAUUUACCUUGCUUGAGGUUCACGUCAAAAGGGUCAUCUGCUGCUGAACAGAAGACCCAAGAAUUUGAUGCAGAAAUUAUGAGAUAUUUAUCAUACAUAUUGUAUCCCUGCUGCAUUCUAGGAGCAAUAUAUUCAUUGCUGUAUGUGCCACACAAAAGUUGGUAUUCCUGGAGUAUUCAUAGUCUUGUGAAUGGUGUGUACGUCUUUGGAUUUCUAUUUAUGCUGCCUCAGUUGUUUGUUAAUUAUAAACUGAAAUCCGUUGCACACCUGCCAUGGAGAGCCUUCAUGUACAAGGCAUUCAACACAUUUAUUGAUGACCUAUUUGCAUUUAUCAUAACGAUGCCAACAGCUCAUCGAGUUGCCUGUUUCAGAGAUGAUAUCGUCUUCCUCGUGUAUUUAUAUCAAAGAUGGCUAUAUCCAGUAGACAAAACUCGUGUGGAUGGGACGCUAGUUACAGAUGAAAAGAAGCAUGAAUAAGAAUACUCUUACAGCUGCAUUAAGUUCUAUAACAAGAAAGUAAAUGCUCACAGAACCUAAUUUGAAUUAUCAUCAUACCAGAGUGAGGAAGAAUUAAUUUCUUUCCACCCAAAAGCAGAAGCUUUUCAUAAUGUUGUGUAAGAACAGGGUAAAUAAGACAGAAAACUUUUCAGGCUUAAGUCACUGAAGCUACGUAUUUGUUACUGUAUCAAAUGUUGUUCUGCACACCCUAAGGAAAUCCAUUAAAAAUGAUUCUACACUUGAA